Iphiclides podalirius (scarce swallowtail) is the source of this 372-nucleotide messenger RNA. Lineage: Eukaryota; Metazoa; Arthropoda; Insecta; Lepidoptera; Papilionidae. The record is from the annotation of a GenBank genome assembly.
AUGGGGCAUGGAAAGCGAAUGUUUCGCCGGGCGUCGCAAACGAGGGGUUGGUUGGCGUGCGGCGUGCAGCGGCGUGGCGCGCGCGUGGCGUCGCGCGGGGCGGACGCGGGGCGGGCGCGUCGCUCGACGGCGGCGCGGGCGGGCUGGGCCGGUGCAGUGGUUGGCGCGUGGUGUCGAUACGAGUGCGACGGCGGCGGGGGGCGCCCGGGGCCCGGGUGCCGGGGCGGGCGGACGCACGCGCCAGUCUUCUGCCACCGCGCUCCGGCGACACACGCUCCACACAGAACUACGCAAUCGUCACGCGGCUUUCGACGAGAGCAUGACUCGCCGCUCCCGAUGAGGCGCAACCGUACGCGCAGCGUUCACGUUACG